Messenger RNA from Trematosphaeria pertusa, 5358 nucleotides. RefSeq lists its product as uncharacterized. NCBI's taxonomy places the organism in Eukaryota, Fungi, Ascomycota, Dothideomycetes, Pleosporales, Trematosphaeriaceae. Gene Ontology annotation, biological process: regulation of transcription by RNA polymerase II; protein demethylation. The transcript has 2 exons. Gene Ontology annotation, molecular function: transcription coregulator activity; zinc ion binding; DNA-binding transcription factor activity, RNA polymerase II-specific. The record is from RefSeq and is a predicted model, not a curated record. Bases 411 to 4919 code for a protein of 1502 amino acids.
CAGCGCUUCACUGCAGUCGCACUCGCUCACCUUCGCGGCGGCCCGAAUUCGCCGCACGCCCAUCUCCCCGCAGAGUCCGGUCCUGCUGGUGGAGCGCAGGAUCCGCCCGGAGCGCUGGCGGUUCUCUGUUCACGUCGCUGCUACCACUAGCUAGACCUUUCCCCACCAAGCCUCCAAGCCUCUCCGCGAUUUCUCAGAACACACACGCCCACCACACUCGUUCAUCCCUCUCUCGGCGCUCCGCCCGCAUCGGCCUUCAGGAUAUGCUGUCGCUCGCGUCCAGCUCCAUCGCCAGCCCCCCUCGCGCUGCCGCUCCAUAGCCCGUUGACUCUGAGACGCCAGCACCGAGACCGCACCUCCGCCGACACGACCCCCCCUUCAAUCCGCGCCCCGCGCCCGCAAUUAUCACCAUGAGCGUCACAUCCUGGAAAUCGCGCUAUAUACAAGCUCCGCUGCGCGCUGGAACUCCUCCGCCGCCCGUGUGGGAGCCCUUCUCCCCCGUCCUCCGCCCAAACGAAGCGCCCGCAGCAACCCCCGCCCGUGCCGGCGACGGCGACCCGAAACCGAGCAGCAAUGGCAUCGGCGGCGCUACACAGCAGACACCAGUUCAGAGCGUGGCCGCUCGCGCGCAGCUUCAGUUGAGCUCGCCGGCAGUGGCGUACGAGCCCUCGCUGCGGUCGGCGCCUCUGCCGCAGCGGAACACGCCAUACUCGCCCGCACUGGGCUCCCCGAUUGAAGCUCUCGCAGACGCAGCAGUAUCUUCUCUGCAUGCCAGCCCAGCGUAUAUGAGCGCAGCGCGUCGCUCAUCGCAAGCUGCCACCUCCCCCACAACCGCCUCCCAUCCCCCGGGCCAACGCGCACCGAAACACGCAUACCCGGUCGAUUCCCUCUACUCCUACGACGAGCGGCCUGCAAAGCGGGCACGCUCCGAGUACGUCUCUUCACCUCAAUAUGGCCAACACUACUCGAGGCCGGCCACGAGCCACAUUCCGGGCUGGUCCUACAACGUGGAGCAGAUGGCCGACAACGGCGCGCGCAUGUAUCAGGACAAUGCAGCGCCGGCCCAGUACCAAGACGAAAGCAGCCUCAAGAGGCUCUCCGACGCUCAAUUGCUGAUGGACUUCGCAGUGAGCGCCUCGCAUUCCACGCCACGCCACGUCUCGUCAUCGAAGAGGUGGAGCAUCUCCCACCCCCAAGUCUCUGACCAGCGCUCCCUGCAGCCUCUGGAUUCGAGUAGCCCAUAUGCGAGAACGUCGCAUGUUCCAUUGCACCAAAUGCACCAGAUGCCGCCUCCACUGGACGACCAGGAUGCUCCAGAACCGACCUCAACUACGUCCGAUAAGACGCCGAGUACGUCCGCCGCGCAGACCCAGACGCCCCCAGAAGAGUCUUCGGCUACAACAUUACCCCAAGUUGUCAACGAAGGCGGCGCCGUCGAAGAGACAAAGCCUAAGAAGCAUCAGGGAUGGCCCAAGGGUAAGCCUCGUGGCCCGCGUAAUGGCGCCUCCAGCAGCAAGAAGAAGAAAUCAACCCCAAAGCCAAAAGGCGUGCCAUCUGUCGCCGUAGCGGAAGCUCCUGAACAGCUACACUCACCGCAGAGCCUCCCAGCGGAGCAACAGGACCUUCGGACCGAAGUUGCGCACACCGUCCCUGCGGCGACACUACCACCUACCGAGCACGCGCCGCAUACUCGCCGCCAUUCUUUCUCGAACAUGGCGCCUGGGACGCAGAAUGAUGGGCCACCCAUCGCAUUCACCCGCGCUCAGUCCGUUCCCCCAGGAACCGCCAUGACAAUCACGCCUCCCGCCGAGGAAGCGCCUCAACCUACCAAACCGAAGCGCAGUGUUGUCGAACCUGACACCAUCUGUGCCGGUUGCAAUUCUUCCGACUCUACUACCAUGAUCGGCGACGGAGAGCAGUGGAUCAGAUGUGAUGGCUGCAAAGAGUGGUACCACUAUGCGUGCGCUGGUUUCAGCAGCGAGAGGGAAGUGCGCGAUGUGGACAAGUUUUACUGUGAGCCGUGCCGACCGAAGUUCGGCGAGACAACCAAGGUGCGAAAGUCUGCCAGGGCGCAUACUGCUGUGGACUAUGCCGGUUUGAAUGAGGGCAUUCUGAAGACUUCCGACGACAAUCCAGAGCACCACUACAUAUCGGCUUUCAAGAACGGCGAUAUCGAGUUUCUGCCGGAGACAUUUGCACGCCUCCCGCCCGAGAUCAUCUCCGCUGACUUCCUCGAAAAGACCAAUGGGUUCAAGGAACCCAUUCUGGUUCCCGCAGCGCUGAACCCUCGACCGCAGUUUCCAGGCAGAGCUUAUCCUGAUGCAGACGAUGCCGAUGGGGCGAAUACGCUACUCGACAAUUCUGCCGAUGAGCGUUAUGGAUACGAGAUGGUCUCUGACGACGGCCAGGAUAAGCUCGACAUGGUCAUACCCGAGGGCCUCACAGUUCGCCGUGUUUCCGAGCUAUACGGGCCGCAGGAGAGAGUACCCGUUAUUGACGUAAAGGCACAGGAGGGAGAGGACAAGCGAUGGACCAUGGCGAAAUGGGCCGACUACUACGAACAACAGGGCGAGAAGCCCGUCCGCAACGUCAUCAGUCUAGAGGUAUCGAAGAGCCGGCUAGGGAAGUUAAUUCGUCGGCCCAAGGCAGUGCGAGAGAUGGACCUACAGGACUCUGUUUGGCGGGAAGAUGACAAGAGAUCUCCUCCAGCGGUUCAGUUCUACUGCCUCAUGUCAGUCGCCGAUUGUUAUACCGACUUCCACAUCGACUUCGGUGGCUCGUCGGUUUACUACCAUAUUGUCAAGGGCAAGAAGGUCUUCUUCUUCAUCCCACCGACGAAACAGAACCUAAAGAAAUAUGAAGACUGGUGCCUGUCACCCAGACAAGGACAUGAGUUCCUAGGUCUGCAGGUCAAAGAAUGCUACAGAGUCGAUCUGUAUCCGGGAGACACAAUGCUCAUCCCCUCUGGCUGGAUACACGCCGUUUGGACACCCGAGGACAGUCUGGUUAUCGGGGGAAACUUCCUUACCCGAAUCCAUUACGGCAUGCAGAUCAAGGUCCUGGAGAUUGAGAAGAACACCAAAGUAGCGCUCAAGUUCCGAUAUCCCUUCUUCCAGAAGAUUAUGUGGCUCUGUCUGAUCAAAUAUCUCGAAGAAGAUGCUCUCCCGGCAUCGGUCGAACAGCUGCUUCUGGAUGGCUCUCAGUUUAAGCGGGACAUUCCGCUCUACUGCGAGACCGAUAGGUUCGGCCACAAUUCGCACUUGGGUCCACAGAAUUACAAUAGGCGAUAUUACUCGAAGGCCGAGCUUGAGGGGCUGCCAGAGCUCGCAAACUACGUCUGGAGGACCGUACUAAUCUCCCUUGGGAGGAUUGAAGGGAUCACCGAGACGGUGCGCAAAGCAGUCACCUCUUCCAUACCAAAGGGCUACGGUGAGCCGCUGGUCUUGGCCCGGCGGUUUGCAAUAUGGAUUGCGUGGAAGAGGGGAAAUGAGAACAUACCUCAGUGGGCCUAUCCUGACGCCACGCUCCCAGAAGCCGCCGACUCCGGUGGCGAUAAGAAGUUGAGCGCAGCCCAGGUCAAGAGGAUGGGGCGAGAAUCAUGGAGUGAGGCAUUGAGGGCUACCGCCGAGAGGCAUUCAACAAGGAUCAAAACCACCGGACCUUCUUCACCAAACGGCGCAGCACCCCAGGCACCCGCUACUCCUGGCCCGCCUCCGUCUAUGCCUAUGACGGGAUUCUUGCAAAAGACGGACCCCACGAGACCUUUGACCACUCCAAAAACAUCACAGCUUGGCCCCAAGCGCAUUGCUUGUGAUGCUUGCAGGAAGCGAAGAAUACGCUGCAAGCACAAGGACGAGCUUGUCGACCCCAAUAAACCCGGUAGUGGUAUGAUUGGAGGCAUGAUGAAGAUUGAUUUAUCCGGCUCGUUAGGCUUGUCUGUCAAGCGACGUUACAGCGACCUUGAUGACUCCUACAGUCGGCCACCGAACCUAGGCGACAAUUCAGCGGUCGUUAAUGGUGGUCCUCUGCUGGCAGACGUCAACGCCGAUCCUUACGCGCUCAAAUCUGGGCGAGUGAAGGCUUGUGCUGACUGUCGCAAGAGCAAGCGGCGUUGCAUACAUGACGAAUAUGGAAAUGUAGACCCCGUCAAAGCGAACGAAGUACCGAUCCCAAGGGGUGCGGCGUCCAAGAAGCGACGAAUCAGUGAAGAAGAUCCUAACACUGCCGCUCGCAAAAUGAGAAAGGAAUCUGGUGUCGAUGGCGGCAUGACGAACGGCGGAGUUCAUUCGCGGCUUUCUCUGCCGAACAUGAGCAUCGGAGGCACAAGUCUUCAAGAUAUCGCAUACUCCGCCCAGCAAGCAUUGAACGAGGUAUAUCCCGAAGAUACAAUGCCGAUCGACCCCGCUUUACAAUCCUACGAUACAAUCAGGAUCAAUGCGCCUUCUCACUCAUCUCGAGAUGUAGCCAUGUCUUCAAUCGAGCAUGUUCCCGAUAGUCUCAUUAAUGGCGUAGAGGAGCAACCACGGAGCGAGUUAGGGCCGAGCGUGGAACCGCUCACCCCAGGCCCUUUGUCGGUCGAACCGAACGGUAUCAGUCCAUAUCGGUCAUCACCCCAAGAGUACGAUACCAUUGCCGUAGCUCUUCCAGUUACUCCAAGCGCGCGACGCCCGGCGAAGGCGACCUCGGCUCGGAAAGCGAGCCAGACUCCGCGGCCAUCCAACCGAACGAGUACCACGCCAAAGUCUGCGCCAGGAGGUCGGCGCCGUGGUAGCAAAGAGUCGAUCAAGGUGGAACCGAGGUCUGAACCGAAGAUGCGCGCUAUGUCGUCCACCGCGGAGUCUGAAGAGGAUAUGGCGAGCCUCGCGCUUGCGCUGCAGCUGCAGAUGGAAGAGCAUGGUUUGCGGAGGCGGAGCAAGUGAUGUCUCCCUUUCUUCUCUUUUUCGUGUUACCCUUUUCAAAAGGUCUUCUUGGGUUUCAAAGGCAAGUUUGCAAUAGCGGCGUUCAAAGGACCUCCCCAGGCGUCGGCGUCAUCUGGAAGUAGAGCCCUUCUCUUUCACCUUACUCCCUACGCUGCACUUUCAUUGCCACAACGCAAGUUAUGAACGGCGUUCCGGUUGCUCAAGCAAAGGAUGGGACAUUUGCUUUUAUACCCGACCUCAAAAGGUUUCAUCAUACCUUGUAUUUGUGCGACGAACUUUCCCUGGUGUUUUCUUUUACUUUCACGGUGUUUUUCGUAAUUAAGUGACACGGGUGCGACAAAUGAGCCAGUACGAGCUGAGCUAGACUUUGCGAUUGUGUUAUUAGGAGAUGGCUAGGUGUAUGGAGAGAACGUAGUCCGAACAUGACAAUCCAACGCCC